This is a messenger RNA of Entrophospora sp. SA101, 231 nucleotides long. The record is from the annotation of a GenBank genome assembly. Lineage: Eukaryota; Fungi; Glomeromycota; Glomeromycetes; Entrophosporales; Entrophosporaceae.
AUGCCAAGAACUAGGCCAAUAGUAACUAUAGCGAAAAAUGGUGUUGGGGCAUUCAUACUUCCAUGUCGUAUGAUUGUAUUUAAUUAUUGUGAACGUGGUGGAAGUAGUCGAGGAAUAGUUGAAUAUUUAAAGAAUCGAGUGAUAGAUUUUGCAAAAGAAAAUCCACAAAUCGAAAUAAAAAUAUCACCAAGACCAUCUAAACAUCCUGUUAUUCGUGGAGUUUAUUGUUAG